Molecule: messenger RNA, 3841 nt
Organism: Salmo salar (Atlantic salmon)
Lineage: Eukaryota; Metazoa; Chordata; Actinopteri; Salmoniformes; Salmonidae
Product: transcription factor E2F3
Biological process (GO): regulation of transcription by RNA polymerase II
Cellular component (GO): RNA polymerase II transcription regulator complex
Molecular function (GO): RNA polymerase II cis-regulatory region sequence-specific DNA binding; DNA-binding transcription factor activity, RNA polymerase II-specific; protein dimerization activity
Source: RefSeq, a predicted model, not a curated record
AUUCAUUGUCAGCUUCCUGGAGCCAUUUUUUAAACAUCCAGGACGGAGCUUUCGACUUAAUCAAAUCCGUUGCAUCUUCCCGUUUUAGAAACGUAUCAUUUAUACAAUUUGAACGAAUGGACAUGUAAGAUAUUAGUCUAACUAUAUCCCUGAUUAUUUUGGGUCGAGCCGAGUCGGACUUUGUAGGAGAAAGUGCUCCAAAGUAGGGGCAAACGGACAUUUGACCCUGAAGAUGAGAAAGAGGGGAGUCCCGGAAAAAGUCCUAAUUUCAGGUGUCGGAGGCUCCUCAAUGGAUAAAAAACAAACGGUUCUGACCCGGUACAACAAUGCGACAUAUUAUCAGAUCUUAACACCUCCGCCCUGUCCGAACCAGACUAACAAUGUAGUUGUCGCAGACCCGACAGUGAGUCAGCUUUACACUACACCCAUAGGGGUGUCUACAAACGGGACCGGACCGCGACCAGCCCUCGGAAGACCCCCGGCGAAGCGUCGGUUGGAGCUGGAGGAGCGGGACCAGUACACCACUCAGCCAAUCAGUGAGCCCAGAGCUAAGAGAGCCACCACACACUCCCUCAGAAGAACCCAGACUCCCCCCUCCCCAUUAGAGAAGACCAGGUAUGACACAUCUCUCUGCCUGCUGACCCAGAAGUUUGUCCAGCUGCUGGCCCAGUCCAGUGACGGGGUGGUGGACCUGAACCGGGCCGCGGAGUCCCUCAAGGUGCAGAAGAGACGCCUCUAUGACAUCACCAAUGUACUGGAGGGGGUGCAUCUAAUCAAGAAGUCGUCCAAGAACAACAUCCAGUGGCUGGGCUGUAGCCUGUCUCCAGAAGGAGUGGCCAGUGACCAGACCCCUGGCUCUGUGGGUAAAGAACUGCUGAAGUUGACCCAAGAGGAGAAGAGACUGGACCAACUCAUAAACAGCUGCACACUCAUCGUCCAACAGAUGACUGAAGAUACACCCACAAGGAAGUUUGCGUACAUAUCGUAUGAUGAUGUGAAAAGGAUUCCUAGUCUGAAUGACCAGACGGUCAUCGUGAUCAAAGCCCCUGCUGAAACCAGACUGGAGGUGCCAGACCCUGCAGAGAGUCUCCAGGUCCACUUGAGCAGCACCCAGGGUCCAAUAGAAGUCUUCCUGUGCUCAGAUGAUCACGCCCCUUCCUCUGCGCUGAACGGAAAUGGACAUCCCCCCUCAUCUUCGUCAUGUGUCACUGGAAACUCCACAUCCUUCCUCAAGGUGUCACAAGAGGGUAAUAACUGCACCGGUAACGGUUUCUCCAACGCCCUGUCCAGGCUCCCAGCAUGCUCAGCGGUGACUGUCACUCCUGUCUCCCCCCUGCCUUCCUCCCUCACCUCCCUCCUCCCCCUCCAGGAUGUUGACCAGGAGCCCUUCAUCCCACUCUCUCUCGUGGGGGAUGACUACCUGCUUAGCCUGGGCGAAGACGAAGGCAUCAGCGACCUGUUCUCCUACGAUCUGGACCGGCUUCCACUAGACAACCUGCUCUGUAAUUGAGUGAAAUGUAAUCUCGGCGGCCAUUUUGGGGAAUUUUAGUUUGGCCAUUUUGGAGCCAGAUUCAUAGUCCCAAUGUGGUCGUUUCCAGUUAUAAAGAACUGAUUUGGAGCCCAGUGGGCUCUAUGGAAUGCAGCACAGCAGCCAUUUUGGAUCAAGGCUUUGUUUUCUUGACCUUGUGGACUGGACUGCUCAUAGAGGACCUGCUGUGUAAUUGACCCCUGGCCAGCGACGAGAGAAGGGGAAAUACCUGCUCUUGCUAUAGAGCUGAUCAAAGGAAGUAAGUUUCAGUUCAGACUCUGACUGUAGGGGUGAAUUCUGUGGCAGAAAGCAUGGACAAACCUCUUCUCAAAGCCUGUCUUUCUGGUCUUGCACUGACAGGCAAACCAACAUCCUAAACAAUCACUCACUCUCCAUAGCAGACUGUUAUCAUAAUGAACUGUUCUCAUCUGAAAACACAGAUUGUCCCGUACAGAGAUGGGUUAUGGAUAUUAACCCCUGGACACAGAUUCUUACCCAUAUCUACCAUUGUGUGACUGUUAUCUGUCAACUUGUUUUAUAAUGUGAUGUACUGGAGACCCAACGAUAGGUGCUGCUUCUCAGCUCAUCAGAGUGGAGCAGACCUGGUAUCUACGUCCCAAGAUGGUGAUGUCUGCCUGGGCAUCCAUUAUUUUGUAAAAAAUUUUCUCGAGAGUACCCUGGUCUUCCACAUGGAGCCUUCUGACACAAUACUGGAAGAGCCUGAAUGGUAUUGUUCAGAUAACCAGAGUAUCUACUGAAAGGUGGGCCUUCUCCUGAUUCAACGGUUCACUACACAAUUGGUGUAUGUUUUUGUUUUGCUGUUUUAGAGGAGGAAGUGAAUAUUGCUCCUGUUGGCUUGUGAGACAUCCACUACAUGUUCCUUUACUGCCGUCCUUAAACUGCUUCAAUAUCCAGGGAUGAGCAAUGUGCCUCCACACACACACACGCACACACACACACACACACACACACACACACCGCCCAUGCAAGAGUCAUGUAGACAAGCCCCCGUUUUGUUUUAGCCACUGCAGCCAUGCUACUUAUUGAAUAACUAACGCAUUAACCAACUCAUUUCUCGGGGCUCCCAAAUUACUUUCUACUUGAAAUACAAUUUUAUUACUUAAUAAUUCGAAUGUACAAAUGGAUUAAUAAUUUUUUUGUGCCAGAUAUUUUAAAAUGGUAGAAUGUGUUUUUUUUUUGUUGUUAUUUUAAACUUAAACCCAAUCAUUAACCCAUUGAUAAAAAUGUAUAUCCAUUUUUUUUUUUUUUUACCCCUUCGAUUGGUAUAGACUGUGACCUUUUUAAACUACCCAACCGUACUAUAUAUUCAGCUUUCCUUUGUGGGCUGAACCUGUUUGGUUUUAGAGAAGUGUUUUACUAGAUGGGGUCCUAUUGCCUUUACUAGUGUAUGGCGUUUGACCAGAGCUCUAUGGGUUGAUGACAGAACUUACUAAGAAGUCCUUUUUUGAGUCAAUUGACUGAUAUGAAAGUUUAUUGGAGAACAGACAGACAUGUCUUGAAUGGAAUGAUACACAACACUAAGACGGGCAAUACAAUAUAUAUAGUUUUUUAUUUUUAUAUGCAAGUCAUUUCUAAGGUACUGUACUAGAAGCUGUUUUUUUUAAGGCAUUCUGUUGAUAGCUUGGCUUACCAGUCUGUUUCUGCAUUGUUUGUAAUGACAAUGAGUUGACGUGAUGACACAAACAGAUCUGGGACCAGGCUAGUCUUGAUAUUUCUCCCAGGUGUAUGUCCAUACCUGUAUAGCACAUGUUCAUAUGAAGUGGCCUCGGUUUGAGGUUGUCUUUUUGCACAGCUGUCCCGUAUGAGUUUCAUGUCUAUGUGCUUUUGAGUUGUAUACCGCCUGGUUUCCUAGUCUGCCUGCUUGCAGUCAGGCUAGCCUGGUGCCACCUCUGUUUUGCAUUAUCACGUCAACUCCUUGUCAUAAUGAACAUGAUGGCACAAACAUCUGGUAGCCUGUUCCAAGUAAGUCGGAAAUGCAGCCGUCGAUUUUAUCCUCAAUACCGUAGUGGAUUUCAGUAACUACUCUUGCUGUCCCUCAGGAGUAGGGUGACGUUGUCCCAGGAUGCUGAUCUUGGGUCAGUUUUUGCAUUCGACUAAUGCUUAGGCUUUGGGAAGCGGAAUCUGAUCCUAGAUCUGUAUCUAAGGGAAACUGCACCUUGGUGUACUGUCCCCUGGCCAUCUAUGUUUUAUGUUAUGUCUUUUUCUCUGCAGUUUUUCCUUUUUAGAUCGUGGACUCUUCUAUUAACUUUUUUUUUAAAUGUGAUUUAUAAAUAAAUAUCGAAACGAUUUUUA